UUAUUUUCUGUCUGAUACAGGAAAUGACCUCUUCAUCAGCAGCAAACUCCUUUGACGAUGGCAAAUACAAAACAGAUCUCUUAACACUGGACCCAUCAUCUUGCUGCCGGAAACCACAGUCUUCUUCUCCUCCGUCUCCGCCAAAGCAGCUCUUGGUAGCAACGCCUGUGGAGGAAGGAGAAUAUCCAGUGGUGAUGCUCCUCCAUGGUUACCUUCUCUACAACUCAUUUUAUUCCCAGCUUAUGUUGCAUGUCUCUUCCCAUGGCUUCAUUGUCAUCGCCCCGCAGUUAUACAGCAUUGCUGGACCAGACACAAUGGACGAGAUAAAAUCAACGGCACAGAUUAUUGAUUGGUUAUCAGUUGGACUAAACCACUUUCUUCCACCACAAGUAACACCAAACCUAUCCAAACUCGCACUCUCAGGCCACAGCCGUGGCGGUAAAACCGCAUUUGCCUUGGCCUUAAAGAAAUUUGGAUACUCUUCCGACCUAAAGAUCUCGGCAUUGAUCGGUAUAGAUCCUGUGGAUGGGACAGGGAAAGGGAAACAAACCCCUCCUCCAGUUUUAACCUAUGAACCAAACUCAUUUGACCUAGAAGACAAAAUGCCUGUUCUAGUGAUCGGUUCAGGACUUGGUGAAACUGCCCCGAACCCGUUGUUUCCUCCGUGUGCGCCUCCCGGAGUUAACCACCGAGAUUUCUUCCGGGAAUGUCAAGGUCCAGCGUGGCAUUUUGUUGCAAAGGAUUAUGGGCAUUUGGACAUGCUUGAUGAUGAUACAAAAGGGAUUAGAGGGAAGGUUUCACAUUGUUUGUGUAAGAAUGGUGAAGAGAGAAGACCAAUGAGGAGGUUUGUUGGUGGAAGUGUUGUGGCGUUUUUGAUGGCUUAUUUGGAAGGUGAUGAUUGUGAAUUGGUUAAGAUCAAAGAUAAGUCUCAUGAAGGUGUUCCUGUCGAAAUUCAGGAGUUUGAGGUUAAAAACUAGUUUUCUUUAGUGUCUUUUUUUUUUUUCAAUUGUUGUUUUCAGCAUAAACAUAGAGGCGAUUUCUAAAUAAGUGUAUAAUCAUUACUUUCAAUGAGGGCCUUUAAUAUGGUAAUAGCGAACCAUACCAAACUGAACCAAAAUAGAUAAUAUGGUUUGGAUUUGGUAUAU
This is a messenger RNA of Eruca vesicaria subsp. sativa (arugula), 1145 nucleotides long. NCBI's taxonomy places the organism in Eukaryota, Viridiplantae, Streptophyta, Magnoliopsida, Brassicales, Brassicaceae. The record is from the annotation of a GenBank genome assembly.